Messenger RNA from Glossina fuscipes, 6143 nucleotides. RefSeq names its product regulating synaptic membrane exocytosis protein 2 (gene Fife). The transcript is spliced from 17 exons. The coding region runs from base 589 to 4449 and encodes 1286 amino acids. Gene Ontology annotation, cellular component: cytoskeleton of presynaptic active zone; presynaptic membrane. Gene Ontology annotation, molecular function: transmembrane transporter binding; small GTPase binding. NCBI's taxonomy places the organism in Eukaryota, Metazoa, Arthropoda, Insecta, Diptera, Glossinidae. Gene Ontology annotation, biological process: positive regulation of synaptic transmission; regulation of synaptic plasticity; regulation of membrane potential. The record is from RefSeq and is a predicted model, not a curated record.
UAUAUAUAUAUAUAUAUAUAUAAAUAUAAAUAUAUAAAACAAUAUAUAAUGUGCGCGUAUUGUACAAAUCACUUUUAAAGCAAAUAAAGAGAUUCUGAACAUUGAUGAAAAGAUAAUAAAACAUUUUUAAAUCGACCGUUUUCUCAGCGAAAUAAACGAAACGAAAUUAAUUGAAUUGAUUCAAAGAGUAAUUGAAAACCUAUACGGAGUUUCGAGUAACACGCUUAAUAAUAUUGUUCAUGCGAUAGUUGCACUCAUCGACUGCGGACACCAAUAAACCGAAAGUCACUAGCAGCCGGAGCAACAGAAGCAGAAAAUGAUUAAAUUCGUUAAAAUUAAUUAACAAAAAAAAAAAAUUACAUUUUGAAAAGGAAUGAAUCAUUCAUUAUCAACAUAAUGAAUUCACUUUUACGGUUUACGGUCAGUUAAUACUUUAUUUAAUGCAGAAAGAAAGACGAUCAAAAAGGAAGGAAAGGAUAAUAAUGAAUGCUUAUUAACAUAAAUAUCAUAUAAACCGAUGCGUAAUAAAAUCAUGCCACGCAGUUCAUAAUUCCUUUAAAUAGUUAUUGAAUUAUAAUAAAACUUAAAAUGUUGCCAACAAAUGUGAUGACUUUUAUGAAGAAGAUGGUAGCUACCGAUGAGACUGCCUCCACGCAAACCGCACCUGACACAGGCGGCACAUUCGGAAAGCUGAAACAAACUUUGUCCACAUCACUUUUAACCGCACAGGAUAGAGUAAAUAAAAUGUCACCGAGACCAUCUUUAAUACCCACUGAUACUGACAGCACUUAUAGUGGUUAUCAACAACAACAGCCUCAGCAACAGGAUGCUUCUACAAAUCAAAACUAUAACAACAAUAAUAGUAAUGGGACGACAAAUGCUGGGAAAACGCAAAAUGAACCUGGUCGUCGAGCGGGAGCUUGCCGGGUGUGUUUAAAAUCUUUCAAGCCCGAUGACUACCACAAAACUUGUUUUGAAUGCCAGCAACGCGUAUGCGAAGACUGUGCCAGUUAUAGUAAACUGGAAGAAAAUGAGGAUGCGAGUAUGUGGCGUUGCAGUGUGUGCAGGCGAAAGAUGGCUUCACGAGUUUGCAUACCGCAAGACUCGACAGAUUCAAUGUUGGACGUUCCGGUGUUGGAGGCUCUCCAACGACGUCAUUCAGAUGCGAAACUAGGCUGUUCCACACAAAACUUGGCGCCAUCAAAUGGCGGUGCGCUUGCACCACCACGUAGCCCCGAAUUAAGACGUCACUCAGAUGUGUCGCCUGCGUCGCUUAAAGAAUUGGAACGAUUAAAAGGUAAUAAAACACCCGGCGGUGAUAUGGAUUGGCGUAAAGGUGGCCAAAGUAUGGCACCUAGCCGUUCAUCAAGUCCACCGCGUCAGGAGGAACUUAGUUUUGGGCCACCGUUAUCCCGUAUGGCAUCACGCAGAGCUUCUCGUGUAGCUCGCCAACAUAGCUACGAUGACGAUGGAAAUACAAGUGCAGGUGGUACGGGUGUAGGUGUCGCCAUGACAGAUGUAGGCCUUGGCUUACCCAGCAUGCCUCGAAGAAAAUCUGCAUAUGAUGUGUUUGCUCCUGGUACUUUACAAGCGGCUACACAAGCUGCACAAUUGCAGCGUUCUCCCGGUGACGGCAAUACCAUGGCGACGCAAAUGGCUUUACCGGGCUCAAGGAGACCCUCAUUUCGGGUGCCGCAUGCCUCUGAGGAUCUACAGAACGACGAAAGCCCAAGCCCAGACAAAGGCAGCCCAGUGUUAACCGUAGACGAUGAUCGACGCGUAAGACGUCGUGGUUCACAAUUACCUGAUUUAGCGGCUUUACAAUCCCGUGGUGCUAUACCCACUACCAUACCACCACCAUUGGCUGCAUUCACUGGUCCUAAUUUAGAGGAUUUAGAGGCACCACGUCGCCAAACCUCCAUGGACGGUGAGGCCAUUAAAAUUGUUAUACACGACGUAGACUCGGGACCUAUAUGUUCAUCGAAACGUCGAAUUGUUUUGCGUAAAGAUCCUUCGGACAAAGCCCACCGCACACGCGGUUUUGGUAUGCGAGUAGUGGGUGGCAAAACGGGUGCCGAUGGCAGACUCUUUGCCUACAUUGUCUGGACAGUGCCCGGAGGACCGGCUGAAAAGAAUGGUUUACAACAAGGCGACAAGAUCUUGGAAUGGAAUGGCAUGUCAUUGAUCGAUCGCAGUUUUGAAGAGGUCUGCAGUAUAAUGGAUCAUACAGGCGACAUGGUGGAGCUGUUGGUAGAACAUGCAACUGAUUUUCGUAUGUGCGACUUGUUUGAUGAAAAUUUGCCACCUGGCAAUAGUGGUGGCAACGAUAGGGGUCCACGCCGCUCAGGUGAUGGCCCAAUAGGCUUGGGUUUAAUAGCCGACCCCGAAACCACAACAGACAAAUCACCGGCCUCGCCGACCAGACGGAAGUUACCAAAAACUCCGGAACAAAUUGCUCGCGAAAAACAAGUAAGUGGGCGCGUACAAAUACAAGUUUGGUAUCACGCUGAACGUUGCGAGUUGGUGGUCUCUCUAAUGGCAGCCGAUGAUUUGGCAUUACGUGACGAGGCUUACGGUCACGGCAAUAUGCCCGAAGCUUAUGCUAAAGUACGCAUCUUACCCAAAUGCGGCGACGGUUCUGUACAACAAACUGAAGUCAGUCCGCCUACACAAAAUCCGAUUUGGAAUGCAACUCUGAUAUUUGCUCACGUGAAAGCCGAUAGCCUCAUGGAUCGCUAUAUAGAUGUGCAGCUGUGGGAUUUAGUACCUCACACAGAAUCAAUAUUUCUGGGUGAAUGCAAUAUUGAAUUACAACAGGCCUUUCUUGAUGAUCGAGCAUUGUGGUGUCGAUUAGAAGACCCAAAAGGCCUGCGUGGCAUCAGCAUGUCCAAGUCCCCCAGCGUAUCACCACGUGGCUCAUUGGCCGCUGGCUGUCCUGGAGGCGAUGUUUCACGUUUGCUAAGGCGAGACUACAAUAUACAGCGAUCCAUUUCGGACGAUGUAGGCUCGAUUGGUGAGAGCGCGUCUUUAUUGCAUCCAGAUCAUGCCUGGAUAGCGGGUUCGCGGCGCGGCUCAUCGCAAUCAGAGACAAUGGAAAUUGAAGUUUAUCAACUAAGCAAAGAUUUUUCACGUUCGCUACCGGGUUCUAGACGUUCAUCGUUCCAAGAUGCCGAAAAAAAUCGUGAAGAGGAUAUGAUUCCACCAUCCUCCACUUACUUAGUCGGCCGUCGUCGUUCGUCGGUAGCUCGCAAAGAUCCCGAUGAGAUUUUAAAAUCGCUAAAAGCAGUUAGAGGCGAGUUGGGUCGUGCGAUGAGUUUGGGCACGGAGACAACUAUUUCACGAAUGGGCUCCAGACGACACAGUCGUAUUGGCGUACCCAGCAAUCCAAGCAGUCGCAAAAAUUCAAUAUUCGAUUUGGCGCAAAAGCAAUUACCCGUAGGCUUAGGAAAUAGCGCAACAAGUCCCCCAUCAGAUGAUGAAGAAAAACGCUUCGCACCGAAAUGGAGAGGAAGCGGUACGAAUUUGCCACCUCAAACGGUUAAACAAGCUCUGUCUAUGCUAAAGCAGGCAUCGUCGGCUACAAAUGUUUCUCAAGGGGUACAGGAGCGGCAAUAUUAUCGCGGUUUACAACAGCCAGAGAUCCCGCAUAAUAUGCGCAAGGGUAGUAUAUUUAAUUUGGGGACCAAUGAAAAUCAGCCGCGUAAAGAUAGUGUAUUCAUAUUAAACUCAACUGAAAGUCCGGGACCGCGUCAAAGGAAAGCCAGUAUUUAUGUAGGGGCAAGAACGGCCACUAUUACGCAUGACUCCCCUAAUCCAGUCCGCAAGAAUAGUGUGAUGAAUUUAACUGCAACAACUGAAAGUCCAAAUGCAGCUCGCAAACCAAUUUAUAAUGCUAGCGCGAAAAAUCUUAGUUCUCUAUCAGAUUCAAGUGGCAGCUUAUCGACAACAUCAAAUAUUAUUACUGGUAUGUCAACUGAUUACGGCUUACAAUUGGGUCCAGGCCAAAUACAUCCCAAAGGUUAUCGUCUAACAAGUGCACGUCAUGGCGAGCUUAAAAUGGGUUUCGUUAAAAUCAAGGGUACGGUGGAGGUCGAGGUUGUCUGCGCUCGAAAUAUUGUGGCUGUCGAUUGUGAAACACCACCAGAUACGUAUGUAAAAUGUUACAUAAAGGAUGGCGAUCGCCUACGUCACAAAAAGAAAACACGUGUGGUCCGCCAUGCAGCCGAGCCUAUUUACAAACAAACCAUUAAAUACCAGAGCUCCGAUGUGUUUGGCCGGAACAUAGUCAUUAUGCUCUGGCAACGUUGCGUAGGCUUCGAGCACAAUCAGGGCUUAGGCGGCACUGAGGUCAACUUGGACAAGGUGAAUAUCGCUCAACACAUUGGUGGCUGGUAUCCAUUAUUUCCUAUGCAUUCGUAUGGUGGUUCCGAUUCCGAUAAUUCUCCUUGACCGAUUACGCUUCCAAAGCAAAUUCUCGGCAACAAGAGCAACAACGAUUUCGGCAUUAACACAACACGUACACCAAGCAAACACAAUAAUUUAUUAAAGGCUCAUUCAGUUAACUUAAGCAGGACCAUUAUUAAUUUUAUAGAAUAUAUGAAAUUAAUUUUAAAUAUUAAAUCAUUUAUUAUGGGAAAUGAUAUUUUAGCAUUCAUUUUGCCCGAUUAUUAAUCAUUUCUUUCGCGUUAAAUUAUAACACUUCUUUUAAUGUAUUCCAUUUCUUAAGAUCAUUCUAUUACCUCUAGGUUUCAUAAUAACAAUUUAUAUAAUAUUUACAUAAAAUACGUAAUGCAUUCAAGUGUCGCAUAGAUGAGUUUACUAUGAAGAUGUUAAUACUAGAAGCGUGGAGGAGACGAAAACUCCUUCGCAUUCAUAAUUAUUACAAAUGAUACAAAAUGGACAAAAUCAAACCUAAGGCUUUCAGUUAUAUUAGCGUUAAUUUGCUUUAUCAUGUUAACACUGUACAACUAUCGCGUAACGCAAUUUCAUUCACUUGAAUUUUCCAUUGUGAAAACAAUACUUGCACACUGAUGACAUGUAUCUAUUUCUGCCAAAGCGGGAGUGCGAAUGCGUUUUUGCAGCGAUCUUCAAAGUCCUGAACAAUGUCUAGAGCACAUGGACAGAUUUUUUUUCAUAGUUCCUUUCCGUAGACGUAUCCGUAAGGACACUACUUCCUAUCUUAAUUAUUUGCGAGUGUAGGGAUUGUGCAAAAAAAAGUGAUCCAAAGUGAGUCAAAUUCAUUCCCUUGGAUAGAAAUAGAUAUAUGUACAAUUUGAUUAAUACUAGUGUUAAUGGCAAUCACAAUUUCUGUCUCAAAAGUCUGAUCAACACUCUCUGCACAUAAAUCGCUAAUAAUUUCAUUGCGUGUAGAACCUUGAAAAGAAAAAUCCAAAAAUUAACCAAAAAUUAUAGCAAACAUCAUAGCUUAAUAGGAAAUGCUUCAAUAAAAAUGUUAAGAUAUUUUCUAGACAUGGAUCGGAUCAUGGUGAAAAAUCAUUUUCGCAGCACAUUUUAUAUUCAGGACAUUUUCCAUUCAUAGCGAAAAAUGCAUCGCAUUUCUAAAAGGAAAAUUUGUUGCUUUUCUUUACCGGCAACAAACUAUACCAAUGCGGACGUCUUUUCUUUUUCUAAUUUUAAAAACAAUUUUACCAUUUUAAGAGGCCCGGAAGAAAGAGAUCUGUUGCGUUUACUCAAUUCUUCCAUAAUGAGAAAGAUAUGAAUAUAUAAAGAAUGAUAAGAAGGAUGAAAGUUUGCUGCAAUACAUGUUGAGGUAGAACUUUUGGGAAAAUUAAAUAAAAGGUUUUUUUAUCUUAGGCCCAACAAAAAUUUAACUGCUCGCAAAAGACAAAGCUUCCAAACUCCAAAAUUCUCUUAAAAUUAAAAAAAAAAAAACACAGAAUGCUAUUCAAGCCUUAAAACCUAUCGUCACUUUUAAACAAGAACGCCUCGUUUCAUCUGUAAAAGAUGUCGAGAAUGGAUAUUUCUCAAAUAUUAUAUAAUACUAAAUUGAUCUCAUAAAUCUGAAUUUUAUCAGACGUGUCGCUCACACAUUGCAGCAGGUUUGAGUUUAGGGUACAUUUCCUUAUCAUUAUUCCAGCUUUGAAACAUUUAUUCAUAUAUCGCAUAAAUGAAAUAUUUUAAAC